This is a messenger RNA of Mus pahari (shrew mouse), 1293 nucleotides long. It is a transcript of the gene Anxa10, whose product is annotated as annexin A10. The transcript is spliced from 12 exons. Gene Ontology annotation, molecular function: calcium-dependent phospholipid binding; calcium ion binding. Gene Ontology annotation, cellular component: cytoplasm. The record is from RefSeq and is a predicted model, not a curated record. Bases 84 to 1058 code for a protein of 324 amino acids. NCBI's taxonomy places the organism in Eukaryota, Metazoa, Chordata, Mammalia, Rodentia, Muridae.
CUGGCCUCAUAGGGAACAACUCUGUGAAGCAGGACCUUUACUCAAAUCCGUGCGAUCUACCCUGGUUACUUCCUCUCUUCAAAAUGUUUUGCGGGGAAUACGUCCAAGGAACCAUCUUCCCAGCUCCAAAUUUCAAUCCCAUGAUGGAUGCCCAAAUGCUAGGCGGAGCACUCCAAGGAUUUGACUGCAACAAAGACAUGCUGAUUGACAUCCUAACACAACGCAGCAAUGCACAGCGGCAGAUGAUAGCUGGGACCUAUCAGAGCAUGUAUGGCCGGGACCUGAUUGCAGACCUGAAGGAACAACUUUCAUCUCACUUCAAAGAAGUGAUGGUGGGCCUGAUGUAUCCUCCACCAUCUUAUGAUGCUCAUGAGCUCUGGCAUGCCAUGAAGGGAGCAGGAACUGAUGAGAAUUGCCUCAUUGAAAUAUUGGCUUCAAGAACAAAUGGGGAGAUUUUCCAGAUGCGAGAAGCCUACUGUUUACAAUACAGCAAUAACCUUCAAGAGGACAUUUACUCAGAAACCUCAGGACACUUCAGAGAUACUCUCAUGAACUUGGUCCAGGCGAACAGGGAGGAAGGAUACUCUGAUCCUGCAAUGGCUGCUCAGGAUGCAAUGGUGCUGUGGGAAGCCUGCCAGCAGAAGACUGGGGAACACAAAACCAUGAUGCAGAUGAUCCUGUGCAACAAGAGCUACCCACAACUUUGGCUGGUUUUCCAGGAAUUUCAAAAUAUUUCUGGCCAAGACCUGGUGGAUGCCAUCAAUGACUGCUACGAUGGUUACUUCCAGGAGCUGCUGGUUGCAAUUGUUCGUUGUGUCCAGGACAAACCAAGCUAUUUUGCUUAUAAAUUAUACAGGGCAAUCCAUGAUUUUGGCUUCCAUAACAAAACUGUCAUCAGGAUUCUAAUCGCCAGAAGUGAAAUAGAUCUAAUGACCAUAAGGAAACGUUACAAAGAGAGAUUUGGAAAAUCCCUCUUCCAUGACAUCAGAAAUUUUGCUUCAGGACACUAUGAGAAGGCACUGCUUGCCAUCUGUGCUGGUGAUGUGGAAGACUACUAAAAAGAGGGAGGGUUUGAAGGUGAUACAAUCUUCUUUAUACAUGCCUGAUAUAGACUGUUGAACUUGUGCUGUAUUGACACUAAAAUAGAACUAUAAAAUCGAAUUUUUCUUCUAUCUCUACAAUUAUUCUGAGACAAAAAAAAAAAAAAGACUGCUGUUGGAAAUGUGUAAUCCUGGAUUUGUAGCCCUUAUUCAAUUAGUAAUUAAUUAAAUUGUGUAUGUUAGAAUAAGAAAA